AUGACUGAUCGAAAGAGGGCCAUGCCAUUUACUACAAGCAGUAGUGCUGAGAAAAAAAAGCAUUUUUCUAGUCCGGAGAAAGGCAAGAGAAUAAUGAUAGGAGGACAGAAGCCGCCCUUUUAUUCACCAUGCCCUAAGUGUGGUAAGCUUCAUCCUGGAGAAUGUUACAAGGGAUAUGGAAUCUGUUACCGAUGCGGAAAACCAGGACAUAUGAUUAGAGAUUGUCCUAAUGCCAAGCAAGGUAGUGGAGCUGGUGAUCGCAAGCCAAGGCCCCACAUCCCGGCACGCGUGUAUGCAGUAACACCAGGUGCGUCGCAGUCCUUUGUGUCUACAGCGUUUGCACGAAUUUGUAGUUUACAGACUGAACUCUUACCACGACGGGUUGUAGUAUUAAUUCCCGAUGGAAAUACAAUAUCUUGUACCCGUUUAGUUAAGGAGUGUCCGUUAGAGCUAGAAGGAAGGACACUGAAGGCUAACUUGUUAGUAUUCGGUCAGAUGGAAUUCGACCUGAUUUUGGGGAUGGACUGGCUUUUCAAGCACUACGCUAAGAUAGACUGUCGGAAACGAGAGGUUGUGUUUGAACCUCCAACUGAAGACAGGAUGAGUUACGCAGGAACAUCGGUUAAGGCCACCCCACCUUUGAUCUCGGCGUUGCAAGCUAGGAAGUGUAUCGAUGAUGGAGCCUCAGCGUUUCUAUUGAUAACUGUAGAGGAGACAACCAAAACUAUAGGAAUCCAAGGGAUACCUGUGGUUGAAGACUUUCCUGAAGUUUUCGUUGAUGAGUUACCUGGUUUACCACCGGAUAGAGAAGUAGAAUUCCAAAUAGAGUUGGAGCCGGCAACAACUCUGACUCACAAGGCGCCAUAUCGUAUGGCCCCUACCGAAUUGAAGGAGCUCAAGCUACAAUUGGAGGAACUUUUGGAAAAAGGUUUUAGAGAUCGCAUUCUUGUGGAACUGAAGGCCGUGGCGGUCUACUAG
Molecule: messenger RNA, 978 nt
Organism: Carya illinoinensis
Lineage: Eukaryota; Viridiplantae; Streptophyta; Magnoliopsida; Fagales; Juglandaceae
Exons: 3
Coding region: 1-978 (325 amino acids)
Molecular function (GO): nucleic acid binding; zinc ion binding
Source: RefSeq, a predicted model, not a curated record